This is a messenger RNA of Cloeon dipterum, 866 nucleotides long. Its product is annotated as trypsin 5G1-like. The record is from RefSeq and is a predicted model, not a curated record. Gene Ontology annotation, molecular function: serine-type endopeptidase activity. The transcript is spliced from 4 exons. Bases 32 to 826 code for a protein of 264 amino acids. Lineage: Eukaryota; Metazoa; Arthropoda; Insecta; Ephemeroptera; Baetidae. Gene Ontology annotation, biological process: proteolysis.
AUGACAACUAUAGGAGAGAAAAUCGCAAAGGAUGGCGACCAAUAAGUGCUGCUGCCUGCUUCUGUUGACCCUGGCUGCAGCCGUUUACGGCCACCCUGGAACUUUGUUGGGAGGAAAUCGCUUCUUCCCAUCUGGUGGACGCAUCGUGGGUGGCACUGAAGUUGUUCAGGGUGAAGUACCCUGGCAAGUGUCACUGCAGUUUGACUUUGGCUUCCACUUCUGUGGUGGCUCCAUCAUCAGCAAACGGUGGAUCGUCACGGCCGCACACUGCUCAGAUCAAGUGGCUAGCCAGGUGAGGGUGAUAGCGGGAACAUUGCGCUCCGCUUUACCCGGCUCAACGCACGCGGUCAGCCGCAUCAUAGUGCACCCUGAGUACUCAACAACUAUGUUCGGCAACGACAUCGCCCUUUGGCAGAUUGCCGACGAGUUUGAAUGGGAUGAACAAACCGCACCUGUCGACCUCCCUAUUGAGGACACGCAGUCGGCCGCUGGAACCUUGAUGACAGUCUCAGGGUGGGGCACCACCAGCGCGGGUGGUUCAACAUCCGACUCUCUGCUGAAGGUCGAGGUGCCGAUCGUGGACAGGGACACGUGCAGCGCUAAUUACGUCAAUUUUGGUGGCGUUCCCGACAAGCAAAUAUGCGCUGGCCUGGCCGAAGGAGGCAAGGACUCGUGCCAGGGUGACUCAGGGGGUCCUCUGGUCUUUGGUAGGCAGCUGCGCGGUGUCGUUUCCUGGGGCAACGGUUGUGCUUACCCUGGUUACCCUGGCGUCUAUACUGAGGUCGCCGCCUACCGCCGCUGGAUCGACAUCACGACUGCUGUGUGACGAGUUUUUAAGAUUUGAUGGAAAUUGAAAAAUUGGUUAA